Diospyros lotus (date-plum) is the source of this 1980-nucleotide messenger RNA. RefSeq names its product RNA pseudouridine synthase 6, chloroplastic. Gene Ontology annotation, molecular function: pseudouridine synthase activity; RNA binding. Gene Ontology annotation, biological process: pseudouridine synthesis. The transcript has 9 exons. Lineage: Eukaryota; Viridiplantae; Streptophyta; Magnoliopsida; Ericales; Ebenaceae. The coding region runs from base 73 to 1515 and encodes 480 amino acids. The record is from RefSeq and is a predicted model, not a curated record.
AAGUCGGGUAUGAAUAUAGUAUCGCCAGUAUCGCCCCUCUUGUCUGCGCAAACCCGAUAACCCAACGCGCAAAUGGCGAUUGGAGCAGCGGCGGCAGCUCCCGCCAGCUUCACUUCAGUCGUCGUCAACCUGAGGUUGUCUCUGGUGCGCACGUUAUCCUCUUUCACCUCCGUCAAGACUCACCGAAUUUCCGAGACUUUUUGGGUUUCCCGGAACCGAAAAUCUCUCCCCAAAAGGACAACCUUCGGUUUCGCUUGUGGAUCGUCCUCUGCCGUAUCAGAUGUUGCCCCUUCGACCCCCACUUCUUACCGCAGCUCUUACCCAGAAUAUCAUCGCUUGCUUCCAUGCCCCUCAGAAAAUUGUCCACCAAGAGUUGAGCACUUAGUUGUUUCAACAGGAGGGCCUGUACUUGAAUAUAUUAGCAAAGUUUUGGAUCUUCCACCUCUAUAUGUUGCAGAUCUCAUCCAUUUUGGAGCUGUAUAUUAUGCCCUUGUAUGUCCGGUGCCGCCUCCAACUGCAACACCAGAGGAAAUUAGGACAUAUAAGGAAGCUACAGAUCCAUCAAUUUUGAGAAAGAGACCUUCCAUUAAAGGAAAAACUGUACGAGAAGCUCAAAAAACUUACCGCAUAACUCAUGUCAAUGAGUAUGUUGAAGCUGGGACUUACUUGAGGGUACAUGUACACCCGAAACGCUUUCCUAGGUGCUAUGAAAUUGACUGGAGAUCAAGGAUUAUUGCUGUAUCUGAAUCCUACGUGGUUCUAGAUAAACCAGCUGGUACAUCUGUUGGAGGUACUACAGACAAUAUUGAAGAAAGCUGUGCUACAUUUGCAACUCGUGCCUUGGGAUUUUCGGAGCCACUGAAGACCACCCAUCAGAUUGAUAAUUGCACAGAAGGCUGUGUUGUAUUAGCUAGAUCGAAGGAGUAUUGUUCAGUUUUUCACGGAAAAAUCAGAGAGAAAAAGGUGAGGAAGCUUUAUCUUGCUCUUGCUGCGGCUCCUGUGCCAGUUGGAGUAAUCACCCACUACAUGAGGCCAAUCAAUAUGGCUCCAAGACUUAUUUCUGAAGAUUUCACAAAAGGAUGGUACUUGUGCCAACUUGAAGUUUUGGAAUGCAAGAAGAUUCCAUGGCCAAGCUCUGAAACUGAAGAUAAGUAUUACGUUGAGGACUGUGGGUGGUCUUCAAAAGAUUUUGCAUACGAGUGUAAAGUAAACCUUUUGACAGGUCGGACGCAUCAGAUUCGAGCACAAUUGGCUGCCUGUGGCGCACCGCUAGUGGGUGACUCGAUGUACAUGCCUGCCGCCAUUGCUGAGGCAAGCCAUCCCGGGCUUAAUCCUUUUGGCAAGUACAAGAUAGAAUACGAAAGUGAGAAUGGCAAAGAAAUGGCCACACAGGAAUGGAUUGCUCAUCACGGGAAGGAACCUAGUGUUGCCAUUGGCCUUCAAGCAUGCCAAAUUUCAUGGGAUGAUACCGAUGGAGAGCAUUUCUAUGAGGCUGGAUCUCCCUGGUGGAGAUAGGGCGGGCUGGCUGGCCGGCCGGCUCUCUACCUUGGAUAUACAGGGCUCUCCCUAGACCAGUUGUUUCUCUUCACCAUGAACCACGCCGAGUAAGUGCGUCAUCAUCAGAACUCGAGAACAGACGGAUCCAGACCUGCAGGCUGCACAUUCAUUUGAUUUAGCAGAAGAAAGUCUGGUUUGACUCUAACCUGAACUUGCCGGGUAAUGGGAUGCAGCCAUAGAAACUGAUCCCGGUUCAGAUGGCUCAGGAACACCAUGGGUAAAGGAGCAAGCUUUUCCAGUUACUUUGCCUUUUGGAUUUCUUGUUACGUUGGGGGAGAUGAUUUUUUCUCAUUUCUAGUAUUAGAAAGUAAUGUAGCAAGAUUGGUUAGGUUAUGGAAUCACCACAUACAUUUUAAGGGCAUAGCAAAUAUUGUUCUGUAGGAAUAUCAGCAUUGCAAGAACUACUCUUCUUAUUUCCCUCUA